AUGACUGUCACUCUGCGUUUCCCAAACGAGCCACAUUUUCGAGUGUUGCUAAAGCACUGCGAGGAGUCACCCCCCGACGGUGUCUUCUUUUAUGAUCCCUCCUGCGGGGUUGAGGCGAAUCACCAACAGUUUCUGCAGGAUGUAUAUACCACGCGACAGGGACUGUUGAACGGGCUGCCCAGGGUCCUCUUCAAUGACCAGGACAUGAUUCAUGAGGAGCGCCCGUUUGUCUGCCUAUUGAACCAGGGAAAUUACGAAUACAUUGUGGCGGCUUUUGCGGUGCUGAUUCUUGGAGGAGCAGUUGUUCCCUUGGCCCCGAGCAUCCUCCCAGAAGAAGCUUCGCACCUAAUGAAACAGUGCCAGUCCGCAGUCCUAAUGGCUGGGUCGAGUGCGUUCGACCAUGCCACUGCGAUUCAGCAAUACGCCGUGAGCCAGCAGCAGGACAUCCACGUCCGAUCGAUUUCUAUCAAUAACCCUCAGCAACCAAUCCUGCCAUUAAUCGAAGAGACCAUGAUUGUCUCAGUCGAGCGGCCCAGUAUACUAGUAUUCACCUCCGGUACAGUAGGACCGCCUAAGGGCGUUGUUCAUGGGCGCCGCCUUCUGGCCUUGCCCUACACUUCGGCGCAAGCCGGGAUCUAUCUUAACUGCAUCUCGCUGUGGACUGUUGGCGCCGUGCGGUUAGUCAAGCAUACGCUAUACGCACGUCGUAUCGAAAUCAUCCGUCCAGACCCUGGCGUGUUAUGGGAACGUCUGCGAAAAGGCGGCGUCGCCUUUCUAGCUGCGGGGAUCCCACUCUGGCAGGGUUUAAUGGAAUAUUUCCAGCAACAUCUUGACCAUCUACCAGCCGCGCAGCGGGAGGAGUAUCUAUGCGGUCUACGGGGCUUAAAUACCGCUAUGGUCACCGGCGGAACACUGUUCCCGUCGAGACUGCGGUUCUGGCGCGACCUGGGGAGGCCGUUACAGUUAUGCUACGGCGCGACAGAGCUGGGGAGGAUAUGUCUUAUCACAAAGAACGGGCUGGGAGUGAAUCGGAAUAAUUACCUUGGACGACCGGCGAAAGGAACGACUAUAAAGCUUUCCGAAGGGGAUCAUGGGGAGCUACUGAUCAAAAGCCCGAACGUAUUCACACACUAUCUGAAUAAUCCUGCCGCUACUAAAGCCGUCUUUACAGACGAUGGGUUCUACCAAACGGGCGAUCUAGUGUCGCGAGAAGAUGAUGACUAUUUCUUCCAUGGCCGGGCCUCAACAGACUUCAUAAAAUACUACGGUUAUCAAAUCCCUAUCCCCGUCCUCGAAAAGCAGCUCAACGAACUCCCAGGAGUAAGGGAAGGUUACAUUCUCGCCAUGCCAGACGAACGCUGUGGAUACCGCGCCGCCGCCCUAAUCCGACUCAUACAGGAUCCCAACGCUGACCCUCAGCCAGCCACGUUUGACCUGCCGCAUCUACGCGAGCAAUUAGCCGACAAGAUGCCCGCAUUUAUGCUGCCCACCGCUUUGCGAUUCUUACAGGAGGAGACCAUCCCACGCUCGAUAUCAGGUAAGAUCCUCCGCCGGGACGCUGUAAGGGAGUUUUUUCCCGUGGGCGAAAAUGGAUGCUGCUCGGAUGCGACGGUACAGAUGUGGCUGGCGCGGCCGUCGGUGUGUCGGAUGAGUGCCAAUCGGGUGUGGGAUUGGGCUGGGGCGCCGAUGUGA
Messenger RNA from Penicillium robsamsonii, 1692 nucleotides. RefSeq names its product class I adenylate-forming enzyme family protein. NCBI's taxonomy places the organism in Eukaryota, Fungi, Ascomycota, Eurotiomycetes, Eurotiales, Aspergillaceae. The record is from RefSeq and is a predicted model, not a curated record. Gene Ontology annotation, biological process: fatty acid metabolic process. Gene Ontology annotation, molecular function: medium-chain fatty acid-CoA ligase activity. The transcript is spliced from 5 exons. The coding region runs from base 1 to 1692 and encodes 563 amino acids.